Messenger RNA from Pararge aegeria (speckled wood butterfly), 3401 nucleotides. RefSeq names its product kinesin-related protein 4-like. The record is from RefSeq and is a predicted model, not a curated record. The transcript is spliced from 10 exons. Gene Ontology annotation, cellular component: kinesin complex; microtubule. Lineage: Eukaryota; Metazoa; Arthropoda; Insecta; Lepidoptera; Nymphalidae. Bases 6 to 3287 code for a protein of 1093 amino acids. Gene Ontology annotation, biological process: microtubule-based movement. Gene Ontology annotation, molecular function: ATP binding; microtubule binding; ATP hydrolysis activity.
ACAAUAUGUCGAACGUUAAAUUAGCUAUAAGAGUUAGGCCAUUCACAGAGAAAGAGAUCAAAUCAGAGAAAGAAAGUGUGCCCGUUGUGAGUGUUAUUGAUGAAAAUACUGUAUCUAUUACUAAUAUAAAGGUAAGCGCUUCAGGCGCAGGCGAUAGUCGCGAACGCGUGCGUCGUUUUUAUGCUGACUACACUCUUGAUAGCGCAUGCGCCACCACGCACCCGAACUACGCUACACAGGAAAAGGUUUUUGACACAGUUGGUCGGCAAGUGCUGAGCAGAAUAUCUCAGGGGCAGUCAGCAUGUGUUUUGGCUUACGGGCAGAGUGCUACAGGGAAGACCCAUACCAUGAUGGGUACGGCCACGCAACCUGGCUUGAUACCACGGAUUUGUAUGGCUUUGGCUGAAACUAGACCCUUCGAUAUCACAGUUAGUUUUUUGGAGAUAUACAACGAGCGAGUGCACGAUCUACUAGCGGGUGAAGUGUUGCCAGUAAAUUCCCUUCCAAGAAGAAAAGGUAAUACUCGCAAAGAUCUUCGUGUCAGGGAACAUCCUACAAAGGGACCCUACGUACAAAAUCUGCGACAAGUGGCGGUUCAUGACGUAGAGUCUCUCUUGACCGUGGUCACAGAAGGAGCCCGAAGACGAAGGACAGCCGCAACUCGGCGUAAUACGUCUUCUUCCAGAUCCCACGCUCUGCUGGAAUUGGUGACCCCUUACUGCAAGCUCCAUCUCGCUGAUCUUGCUGGCAGUGAAAAGUCCGGUUGGGAGGGGUGCGGAGGUCGUCAAAAAGAAGGAGCUAACAUCAACAAGUCGUUAGUUGCGCUGAGCAAUGUCAUAUCGGCCCUGGUAAGUGGAGGCUCUGGCCGCGGCAGAUUCGUUCCCUAUCGCGAUUCAGCGCUGACUUGGCUUCUUAAAGAUUGCUUUACGGGAGGUGGAAGCAUUUUUAUUAUUGCAACUGUAUCUCCAGGUGCAGCGUGUUACGGCGAAUCCGUUUCGACGCUUCGUUGGACGACCAGUGCGCGCUGUUUGCCAAUUGAUCGAAAGCUUGCUACUCCGCAUAUACUAUCUAAAGCGGUUAUCCAAGCUCAGUUCGAUCAGCUAUUAGCUGAUCUCGCUAACCACUUCAUUAUAUACAAACCAGAUACUGGACAACUGAUUUAUGAUGAUAAGCAUUGGGAGUUACAUUUAAAUAAAAGACGGAGCGUUUGCAAACAAGAAGCAAACAUAGGGAACAUAAUGAAUUUUGGAUAUCCGCAAACUGAUGCUCGUAAUUCAGAAUCGACACCAUCAUCGAUUGCAAGCGGUAGUUCAGAUAUCAUAAACAAUAUGGAUAAUAACGCUGAAAUAAGUAACGAAAUUAACAAAGAAAUCGAUAAGCUUUUUGGCCCUACUCUAGAAAGAACAAAAAGUGGGAGCGAUAUAGAAGUAGCUGCACCGCUAGAACAUAGAAAAAAACAAUUUAGAUCACAGGAAGCACUAUCUAAUGAAAAGGUAUUACAACCUAAUCAAAGUGAUCGUCUAUCUGAUGUUGACGUAGAUGAAACAAAUAAUGAAGAACAUAAAAAUAAAGAAGAUAAAGUGCCACAAGUAUCAAUUCUUUACGAUAAUCAAAGAGCAGAAAUCAUUGCUUCAGUAACAGAAAGACUGUAUUCCAAGCUUAAAAAGAACGAAACUCCUAAUAGUAUGGAUCCUGUAAAUGAUAAAAAACCACAGAAUGAACCUAAGGCCGUGCCACUAAAUGAAUUAAAAAUUUGUUCCAAUGCACGCCAACGUCUUAUGGAGAUAAGCAAAAAAGCAUUAAAGAAUAAAAGGAGAAUAGGAAUACCAGCACACACACAGACACGUAGAUUUGUAGUUCGCGUUAAAGAUCAAGGUAUCGACAUUCAGACCGAUCUUCAACCAUAUGUAAGUUAUGUAAACCAAGCAUGUAUUUUACAUCAAGACGCUUGUACUGAAACUACUCCUAUGACUCCAAGAUUAAAGGAAAAAGCAGUUGGACCUAAGUAUAGUAAUUUGAAUUUCUGUGACAGAACAACAAUAACUGAAAACACACAAGUGAUUCAUAGAAGUUUGUCAGUAAUGACGGACAUUCUGACAACAAGUGAUCAAUGUACUCAGACCCCCAUUAGACCACAUCCACCACCACCUAGACGUACCACAAAACGCACUUCUUUUUAUUCAAAAUAUUUAAGGAAAAUUCAAAAUACUAAAUCUAGUAUGGAUGGACAUAAUUCAUCUCCUAUAAUUAAUAUCAAUAUAUCUCCAGUAUUUCAAUCAGAUGCAGAAUCUCUUAGUUCUCCAGAAAUAAACGAAAAUACAACUGAAGUUGAUAGUGAAAAACAUAGUAAAACAACGACUCCGGAUUUAUUGACAAAUCACAACAAUAUAUUAACACAAAUGGAGGAAAUUGAAAUAAAUGAUAGAGACGAUCAAGUGAUACAACCAGCAGAUGAACCCGGUGUUGAAAAUAAUUAUAAUAUAAAGCAAGAAGCAAUUGGAUUAGACUUUUCUGAUGAAGAAGAAUUACCUUUGCCUCGUGUUGCAGUCGAUUCAAGCAGAAAGGUAGGUCAAAAGGACUAUAUUGAUUUAAUACUUGGCCGGAAUGAUGAUCUUUAUCCAUACAAUAUAAAACUAUCUCCUACCAAGCAAAGAGAUGAAACGAAAAGGGUUAUCCGAUUUAAAAAUGAUGACGUCUCCCCUGCAAAAUGUUCUACUGAAAAAUGGCAUACAAAUCUAAGGAAGAAAACCAAAUCAAAGAUUGACAAAAAAGAAAAUGAAUAUUCAAAUGAUUCAAACAGUGGUUCUGAGUUAUCAGAAAUGAGUGAAAAUAAUAGUUUUAUUUGGAAUAACACAAAUACAAGUGACAAAGGUUCUUUAACGGUAAAAUACUUAGAUGAUCAUUCUGAAUAUGAAACGAAACAAUUCAUAACGUGUUUAGGUUUAAAUAAUAAGGAUUAUUCCUUGUGUGAAAAGCAUUCACCACUUGAAAACCCAUGUUGGCUCGAUAAGAGUAAUGGAAAUGAAUUUAACAUAAAUAAACACAAACAAUACAAGAAAGAUAAUAAUUGUGGAAGAGAUAACUCGUUUGAUAAUGUUGAGAAGCAUAUUGAAAAAGCAUGUAGCAGUCUCGAAUUUUCAGUGAAUAAAUAUAACGAUUACUUAGUAGAAUAUAAAGAUAAAAAUAACAGUUACCGGUCAGAAAGCUAUAAGCCUACACCAACAAAAUAUUUACAACAUUUGAUAAAAUUAAGAAAGGCAGCUGUUGAAGCCGACCGUUUAAACUGAUUUAAAAAGUAAAUGUCUAUAGGAAUAGGUUAUGUAAAACGGGAUAUUAAGUCUCCCAACCACUUCUCCUUAAUUAAUAUUAGGUUUUCUUUCUACUUGUAAGUUAUGCAGAAA